AUGAAUGAAUUGCUUUUAUUCCCUAUUCCACCUGUGAGAGUUGAGAAAGAGCCAUUUACAGUAGUGGCAGACACACCGUUCAACCCAAAGACACCACCAAGGAUCCCACUGCCAAUGACGCCAAAGAAUACCCGGCCAUCCUCACCCAAGCUAAAAAGCCUAUUAAAGUCAACUCCGAGGCCUCAGAAGAAUCCAAACAAUACAUCCGAUGGAAAUGUCUCUGAGGAAAGCGAUAUCGAUAUCUCAUCUGAUUUAACAUACGUAGCUAGAAAGUAUGGUUAUUCCUCUACUCACUCUCCCUCUCAAGGCUGGAGCGAUGAUGACGACAGACACUGUCUAGGUCCUCCACCUCCACCUUCCAAUAGACUCAAACUUAAAGCCAGUAAAAGGGCUUUAAAGGAUAGUAGAAGGGGUAGUGCUGUCUCUCUAUCCCCAUAUUCCUAUUCUCACUCUUCCUCCUCUCCAAAAUCUACAAUUUCGUCGAGGUCUGCUCUCGGUGACUCAACCAUUAGCGUUGGUUUGGGUGUCGAUGUUUCUGCAAGCAAUCGUACUCCUUCAAGCAAUUCAAGUUGCACCAGUAACAGGAGUAGUAGGAGUAGCAGAUCUAGCACAACCACUAACAUCACCACUCCCAACACCAAAUAUACCCCUCCCACUUCGAACACCACUCCCACUAUAAAGACCUCCAUCCCUCGCAAAAGCAGCAGCAGCAGCAUCCCUCAAGACACUCCCCGACCACAUAAACCAAUUUUUACAUCUCCUAAUCCUACCUACAACAUACCCCCAGUACCCUUUCUGCCGAAAGAGUUGAAAUUGAGAGCUCCGAGGACUACCAAUGUUUCUACUAGAUUACCCACCUCGCUCAAGCCAACGCAAUCUACUGUGCCACGACGCACUACUUAG
Molecule: messenger RNA, 903 nt
Organism: Wallemia ichthyophaga EXF-994
Lineage: Eukaryota; Fungi; Basidiomycota; Wallemiomycetes; Wallemiales; Wallemiaceae
Exons: 2
Coding region: 1-903 (300 amino acids)
Source: RefSeq, a predicted model, not a curated record